AUGCAUUUAUCCGCCCUUUUGCUGCCCCUUGCAGCUUCGCUUGCUGCGGCGGUACCAUCUGCUCGCGCUUCAAGUACUUCGCGCCUGCCUACUGUGUCUCUCGAUUACAGUAAAAUCCAAGCAGUCGCAGGCAAUGAGACACUCGGAUACUACAAGUAUCAAAAUAUUCGCUUUGCUGCAGUGCCUACUGGUGAUCUUCGCUUCGCCAAGCCAGAGUGGCCAUCUGUUGAAUCCAUCGUCAAUAAUGGAACAACUUAUGCCAGUCAAGACGUGGAUUGCGGAUCUUCCGAGGAUUGUCUUUACAUGGACGUCUGGGCUCCUGCCAAUGCAAAGGGCAAAAAACUUCCCGUUAUAGUCUGGACAUAUGGAGGUGGAUUUACUAGCGGUUCCAAAUCUAAGAGCACCCCCGAGGGUCUAUUCGAUCUUUCCAAGGAUUUUAUCUUUGUGGCUUUCAACUACCGUCUUGGAAUAACUGGCCUCGCCAAUUCGGUGACUGCUGUUCACCAAGGUGCUACCGAUAACGUUGCCCUGUACGAUGUCGAACACGCCUACAAAUGGGUUAAGAAGUACAUCAGCAACUUUGGUGGUAACCCUGAUGAUAUCACGGCUGUCGGAUUUUCCGCUGGAGCAAGCAUGCACCUCUUCAUGAUGACUCGCUUCGGAGGUCAUAAUGAGCAGCUAUUCAACAAGGCCUACCUUACCUCACCAGGGUUCGUACCCGGUGCUGGCCACCACCAAGGGGAAACCUUCUGGCAGAACGUGUCUACAGCCGCUGGUUGUAGUGGUGGUGACCUCUUAUGCAUGCGCAAGGUCCCCUUCUCGAACCUUAGCGACAUUGCCAGUGAUGUUCGUCAAGAUUAUGGAUACCAAUUCCAGCCUCGUGUCGAUGGUGACUUUAUUGCCGACACUUAUGAGUCCCAGCUCUACCAGGGACGUUUCAAUUUCACCGGUCCUUUGGUCAUUACCCACGAGCAGCAUGAAAAUAACGGUUCCCCAACCUCUGGAGUUAACACCACCGCUGAUGUGAGAAGCGAGCUGCGCACCUUCUUCCCAGCUAUCACAAACGAUGUCAUUGAUGAGAUCUUGGAAUUGUAUCCAGAGUCCGACUACUCCAGUCCUGGAUAUCGCUUUGCAGAUAUCAGACAGUCGUUCGAUUUAACUGCCCAUGACUACGCUCUUACCCGGGCUUUGAACAAUAAUACUUGGAAUGCCAUGGUGGCUCUUAACCAAGCUUCCCAUGGAACUGAUCAGAGUUAUUACUGGUACAACACCUACUCCCUUCUCCCCAGCACCAGCUCCAAAUCCGCACCUGCUGCGGGCUCCGGGGUCACCAUUGCGGGUAGUAUCUCGCCAAACCCUGUAAUUGCUCGCAAGAUGCAAAAGUAUCUUCUCUCAUUUGUCUUGACUGCCAACCCCAACACGAAGUGGACUAGUGACAAAAUUCACUGGCCCAAGUACGGUACCAACGCUACUGAACUUGUUUUCAACUCGACCAUGUAUACCAUGGAGGAUGAUCUCGCCAACGCGAAAAGCCUGUACUGGAAUAAAGCUCUCUGGUAUUAG
This is a messenger RNA of Penicillium salamii, 1563 nucleotides long. Lineage: Eukaryota; Fungi; Ascomycota; Eurotiomycetes; Eurotiales; Aspergillaceae. The record is from the annotation of a GenBank genome assembly.